This is a messenger RNA of Misgurnus anguillicaudatus (oriental weatherfish), 8081 nucleotides long. RefSeq names its product pleiomorphic adenoma gene-like 2 (gene plagl2). The record is from RefSeq and is a predicted model, not a curated record. Lineage: Eukaryota; Metazoa; Chordata; Actinopteri; Cypriniformes; Cobitidae.
ACCUUGCAUUAAACAUGCUGCAUUUAAUUAUUUAAAAACGCUAUCGGCUUUCUGAGUCUCUUCUCUUCCGAUAAUCAUUCAGUUGCUAUAUCAGUCCCGCCACUAAUCCAUCAUUAAUCAUAACGUUGUGUAAAACACAACCCCCAAAAACACACACAACGCACACACACACAACAGUUUACCAGCCCCUGUAAAAAGUUUGUGAAAGUGGCCUGACGUCACACUCCCACAAUGCUCGCGCGCCCCAUAACUCCGCUGCUGCAGCCUGAGGAGCGCGAGACACUCAGGCCCCGAAAAAAGAAAAAUUAGAGAAAAAAUUGGAAAAAAUAAUAAAACAACAGAUCAAGAGGAGAAAGACCAGGAACAGUGGCGUGGGGCUCCCACGGACGAAGACAAUGAUAAGCACUAUUGCAACCUACUCGGCUCCAGUCAUGGCAGGUGGGACCGGAUGAAAGCAUAAAGGUAAAAGAGAAAGACAGAAAAGCACUUAAAUUUCUUUUGGGAGACACGUUGUCGGCAUAAAUAAGGAUAGUGGACGAUCCAGGACCCUCAAACGCCGCUGCGAUAUCGUACCGGAGCCUAAAAGGCAGGGCAGCCACGGCCGCGUUUCAAUGGCAACGCCUCCCUAGGGCUGCCAUGGCAGCAGCCGCAGCCGAUGCCUCACAUCACAUUGCCACACUGACGCUGGAGGACGAAAAUCGUCGAGCUGCCACCAAAGUGUUCGGAGGUCCCACUGCAGGGAGGACGGAAAGAGAGUUAGAGACCGAGAGAGAGAAGGAAGGGAGAGGCAGUGGGAACGAGUGUUUGGUGUGUGGUACCCUCUUCAGUUCGCAGGAUAAGCUUCGGCUCCACGCUUUCUGUCACACGGGAGAAAAACCUUUCCAUUGUUCUCAGCCUCACUGUCUCAAGGCCUUCAGCUCCAAAUAUAAGCUCUUUAGGCAUAUGGCCACACACUCCCCGCAGAAGACUCACCAGUGCUCAUUUUGUGAGAAGAUGUUCCACCGUAAAGAUCACCUUAAAAACCAUCUCCAGACUCACGACCCCAACAAAGAGGCCUUUAAGUGUGAAGAGUGUGGCAAACACUAUAACACAAAGCUAGGUUACAAACGCCACAUGGCCAUGCACUCAGCCACCGCUGGUGACCUCACCUGUAAAGUUUGCUUGCAAAGCUAUGAGAGCACGCCUGCACUCCUGGAGCACCUAAAGAGCCACUCUGGCAAGUCUUCAGGUGGCACCAAGGAAAAGAAACAUCCAUGUGACCACUGCGAUCGACGCUUCUACACGCGAAAAGAUGUUCGGCGACACAUGGUGGUACACACGGGCCGAAAAGACUUCCUGUGCCAGUACUGUGCACAGCGUUUUGGGCGGAAGGACCAUCUGACGCGGCACGUCAAGAAGAGCCACUCGCAGGAGCUGCUGAAGAUCAAGACGGAACCGCCGGAUAUGUUGGGUCUGCUUGGAACUGGUUCUCCGACAUGUGCUGUGAAAGAGGAAUUAAGUCCUAUGAUGUGUACUAUGGGACCUACCAAGGACUCGAUGAUGGCAAAGCCUUUCCCAGGUGCCACCCCAUUUCCAAUGGGCAUGUACAACCCUCAUCAUCUCCAGGCCAUGUCCAACCCGGCUGUGGGUCACCAUCAUUCACUUGUUCCUGGGUCUUUAUCCAGUGCCAUGGGGAUGGGCUGCCAUAUGGAACCUCCUUCAUCACUGCAUCACCAUCACCCACAUCAUCACCACCAUCAUCAUCACCCCCACCAUCACCACCACUCCUCACCUCCACCCUCGCACCAGCAGCAGCCUUCCAGCUUGCCGAACCAGCAACAACAGCACCCGCAGCAGCCGCCCAAGUACCAGCUCGGAUCUACCUCAUACCUGCUGGAGAAGCAAUUGAAGGUGGAGAUGGACAGUUUUUUGAUGGAUCUACAGAGUGGGCUCCCAGUUGCUCCGCCUCCCUCAGCCGACCCCCACUCUGCGGCUUCAUCCAAUAAGGAGGGCUUGGAACCUCCGGCGGGAUUGUCGGAUGACCUUUGCGGGGACCCCCUCAUGUCCAAGAGCCCCGCAGUCAUUGAGUCUUUGUGUGCUGCUAACAUGGACUUCUCUCAUCUCCUGGGCUUUCUUCCACUCAAUCUGCCACCCUACAGCGCCCCCAUGAGUUCAGGAGGACUGGUCAUGGGAUAUUCGACUUCCUCAACUGUUUCUUCUUCCUCGUCGUCGUCAGCAUCUUCGCAUGCUGCCGAAUCACAUGCUGCCACGUUAACAGCUGCGGUGCCUCUUACCUCGUUGCAACCUCAACCUCAGGAGCAACCAGGCUCCGGUGGGGGUCUCGGUCUUGGGCCUCUGCACCCGCUCCCACCAGUGUUCAGCUCCAGCCUUAGUGCGACCACUUUGCCUCGCUUUCACCAGGCCUUUCAAUGAGGUUUCUCACCUCAACCUAGCCCAUCAAGCGGAUCAGGGUCAAGAACACUUGAACGCAUAGAAGCCUUAAAAAAGCGCACAACAGCUUUUGAAUGAGCCUGGAGGAAAAUGCAUAGGAAAUAUGGAGCUUUUAUUUAGGCUAUGAAUUUUUAAAUACCCCGUUUUGAACCUCUCCCAACAUCCCCUCCCCUACAAUUUGGUAGUUAGAGAGCAGCAUCCUUAGGCCUUACGGCAUGGUACUGCAUACUUUAUAAAGUAAUAAUACUAGUAAAAUAUGAAAAAGAUUAAUGUAGAAAAGAUGAUCUGUCUUUGAGACUCUGAAAAACUAGUUUGAAGUGAUAUAUGAAUUUCUUUUUCUGACUUGCUAUAUUGUCUCUACUUAGUGUAAAACAGGCGAUAGUUGUUUGCCCUUAAACUAAAACCGUCUUCGUUGCCAGGUGUGGAAGAAUUAGUGAAGGAAUUACGGAGUAAAAUAGUCCGAAUUUUGUUUGCUUUGGCAAAAUGGCGCAAAAGUUCAAAUCACUUGACAGGCUACCCUGCUGAAAACACCCAGCUUAAACCAGCGCAGAGGUUUUCUGGUUUUAGGUGGUCUCUUAUUAGUUUAACCAGGUAAGACCAGCUUAAACUAACCAACACCAGCAAGUUUGCAAGGCUGGUUUAAGCUCUUAAGCUAAGUCAAUAAACUUUAAAGGACUUGACAUUUGCGAAGCCGUUUCAAAUUAAAUACUACAUUGUAUCUCAUUAGAUGAAAAAUCAUCUAAAAAUUAAGCGUUCUUCCAGUUUAGCAUUUUUUUUAUGAUUUUUGUUAUUCGAGCUUAUCUGAGAGAAAAAACAUAGAGUCUGAAAAUGGCAGAAAACUGCAUGAUUUGAUCAUUUGGUACAAAGUGACCACUGACAGAACUAAAAACAUAUUCUACAGGUUUACAGUUUUUCUCAAAAGAAGCACUUUGUUUACAGCAGAAGGCACUUGACUUAUUUGGGUAACCAUGGUGACCCACUGAAAUCACCUCCUUUUAUCCACAACCUUCACAUUUCCUGAAAGAGACAUAUCAAGUCUGAAAAUCUUUUUAAGUAACUUUAAAUACUCCACAUCGUGUCUUUCAAUGUGGUUUCUACUCCUUCUAGCACUAAGUCUCCAUGGCAACAGUAUCUCACUUCCACAUCCUGCCCACCCGAUCACAACAUACAGUAUAUUUGAAAAGCAAAAAAUAUAUAUUAUUGUAACUUAGGCAGGUUUUAUUUUAGAGAGAUACAUUGUAACGAUAACCCUGGUAUAUGUGAAUGAAAAAAAAAGAUAAAAACAAGAAUAUUUUUUGCAGUGUACGAAGUACCACAUCAAAAAUAUAUCAUAAUGGCUUUUUUGUAUUUUAGAUAGUCGUAUUAAAAUUGCUGAUGGUCGAGCAGGUUUACAUGGUUAUGUAUCUUGCGUAAUAUCGAUAAAAAUGGAUGAAGUAUUAGCUUUUCCCUAUAGCUUUCUCCAAACCUUGUUUUCUGUGCGAGUCGACGGAAAUGAACAAGGUGAAAUUUUACCUGAAUAUAAUAGGACUAAUAGUGGCAUAAUCCAUUAGAAUGGACUAGACUUUAAUCUUAUUUUUAGAAGAUAAUGUGAUCCAGGUUUCAGUUUGUAUUGUUUAUCUACAGUAUUCUCAAUCAGACGUGACUGAUAGCUGUCUGUUGGUGUGUAUAGUGGUACAGUUUUGGCCUUCGCUAUGAUCAUUUGCUCCGAAACCCGGACCCGAUCAUGAUUGCAAUGUUUUAGAAUGAGGUAUAGUGAUGUUAAUAUUACAAAAAACAGGAGUAUAUUACAGAUAUAUAUCCAUAAGUUGCCAUUUUCAGCAAGUGGACUGCACAAGUGUUUACCAAAUAAUCAUUCAUUAUUACCAAUGGCCAUGCGAAGAUGAAUUGUAGAGGGGAAAGCGAUAAAUGAUCAAUGUAUACGCAGUGAAGCCGUGCCUGAACUCAUUUUGCUCCAAAUUAUCCCUUUUGUUGAAUCUAUUCAGUGAUGAGUAUUUCUGUCUAUAGUGAAUGUGAAUUUAUAACAAGCAGAAGAAAAUAGAAAGGUUAAAACAAAUUUAAGGUGACAAAGCUAAGGAAGACAAAACAAUGUUAUGCUGCUUUUGUGCUAUGGUUGCCAGCAACUGUAGAGCACUCUGGAAAUGUUUCAAACUUCAAAUGAUCUUUUAGCGGAAAUCAUGCACAGUAGUACCCGUGAACCGUUCGUCCGUUUUCUCUCUGUUCUUCAGCUGCUUUGAUUCAAAUGAACAUUUUUAUGAAAGAGACAGUUUCCAGAAUAAAGAAGUCACCAGCCUGCUCUUUGACAUUCAAAACGUGGGACGUUUGAUUGGGAUAUUGCCUAGUCGUUUUGUCAUUAUAUUAUUUCUGUUUGUUGAAACAGGACCUCAAAACAACACAACGCAUCACCUCAUUUAUUUGUUUGUUUUUUUUUCAUACCAAAACCCUGGGGAGAAGAAACUUCUUUUUGCCUAACCCUAAACUAUAAGGAAUACUCGAAAUGACCUUGUUUAUAUAGUAAGUUUGAUUUCUUUAAUAAUACUUUCAGAAGAAAGAGUUAUUUUAGUAAUGUCCUUGCUCUUCCAAGCUUCAAUACAGGGUAUGCAACAACGUCACUUUUCCACGUGACCACGCCCUGUUGAGUGGCAAAACUUUUAACAAAAUGGCUGGUUUUCAUAGCGGCUGCUGCAAAAACGCCAGUAAAACUGACUAUUAUCAGCUUAAAUUUAAUAUAGUUGGCCUUAACGGUGACUCUGACAACUUGCCAAACAACCAGUAGUCUGUGGACAAUGGCAUAUGGCCAGACAUUGCUUUUCCUGACAUAUAUUGGCGCUUUUCCAUUGCAUAGUACCCUACGGUUUGGUUUGGUUUAGUUUGGGACGGGUCAGCUUACUUUUUGGAGCUUUUCCAUGGAGUGCAGUACGUAGUACCCGAUUUUUCGUACCACCUCGGUUGGGGUUCCAACCGACCCGAGCUGAUACCAAACGUGACGCGAAGACACUGUAGAUCAGAUUGGUCUGAGAGAAUCGUCACUACCAGCGUCAUCGCUAUAAUGUAAAAGAUUAGCUUUACCUAGUGCUAGCUUGCACUGUCUCGAGCAAACAUGUUGUCAUCUGUGCUUUGCUGUAAGUUCCCAAACUCCCUUUUAGUGAUGAAUAACAUCCACAGGUUGAGAAUCAGUGACACCAUACCAGUUUUUUUCCAGACUUGCAGUUUGUGGCGGCACAUUCGCGACGAGCACGUCAGCAUUAUGCUUAAAUGCAACUUCAAUGAGGCUCCGCGGAGUGCCGUCGACUGAAGCCACGGGUGUUAAACGCGUUGUGCAAACAUCUAUUUGUGGUGGCUCAUUUUAAUUUUGUUGCGGACUGAGAAAUAAAUGAAUGUAUGAGAAUGUACAAUGACGCUCUCUCUCACUUAUAUGAUGUCACAGCAGUAGGCAGCGCAAAUAUAACGACAAGCCUAUAAUCCCUCCCACUGCGAAGUGAUACUAAACUCAAUGGAAAAGCUUUUUACUGAAGACUCACUGACAAAACUUUGCAAUUACACAGAAUAAGAGUAUUUAUUGGUGUAUUUUUUAUGGCUAUUGCUACUGAUUUACUUCACCUUUUAGUGUUUUUCUUUUAGUGUUAGCACAGUUGAUCACACAACUACUUUUCCCAUUUUAGACGCGUUUUUCACUUUAUGCUAAUGCUGUCGCUCAGACUUUUUGCCACUCUGUGGGCGUAACCGCAGUCACUUUCGCCGAAGGUGAUGUCACGUGCAUACCCUUUAUAGAGGUAGAAAACGACGCCAUCUUGGACUCACGCGAUUCAGGAGAGUAUUCACUGCGUAACGUAUGGCUCACUACGCUAAAUCUCCUGAAUCGCUUGAGUCCAAGAUGGUGUUGUUAUCAAAAGCUAGUUUAUAAAGUUUGAAAUAUUUUUUUUCAUAUCAAAAUCGAUUUCCCACAAAAGAUAUUUUUUAACCCCUUGGAGCCUUGUGGAUUACCUCAGUGAAGGAUGAAUGCACGUUUUGGGGGUUUAAAGUCAGAAGUUGUUUCCUGAUCCCUGUUUUCACACAUUAUAAGCUUGGAAGAGUAAGGACAUUUACUAAAAUUACUCUAAAUGUGCUCGUCUGAAAGAUGAUUUACAUGCGUAAGUAUCGCUUUAAGUUAUCCCUACAUCCUAUUCUAAUAUUGGGCUAUACAUUGAGUGUUUUAAGGCAUUGGGAAUGUUUAUGGAUAUAGUGAUUUAUAUUCCCAUUAUUUCCCAUGCCCAGAUAAAUUGGAUUAAAAUCACUUUAAGUGACUUGAAUUUGUAUUCAUAUAUUAUUUUUGGAAAUAUAAAUAUUUCACAUCAUUUCAAUAAAAUUUGGCUAGAACUUUAUCAGUUCGCCUAUUAAAGCAUUUAUUUGUAUUUAUUUUAAAGACAUACGAGACAUGUCUAAACGAAAUGGCUUUGGCAAAUUUUGAGUUUGUCCUCCCCGGGUUUUCUGUGAGCUGAUCUGAAUUCUAGCACUUUUAAACCUUUUAAAGAGUAUUUUUCAGCCUUGUAUGUUUGUAUGUUUUUAAUUUUGUAUUUGAUCGUGUAUGUGCCAUUAGUUUGACGUGUAGAGUUUAUUCAUCAUCUUCAUGUAAUUGUUUUUUCCUCCUUUUCCAAAAGAGUAACAGUAUUUUUUUUUCACUAAUAUUAGCUGCAUUAGCCCUUACCCCGCUUUGUCUUUUCAUACAUUUGAGGAAGUCAUUUAGAUCAUUUAAAGUGACACAUGCUCAUAAAGAAAUGCCUGGGAAUAGUUCUCACUUUUCUUAUAAACUGUGAAACAGAAACCCACUGCCACAAAAAAAAAACAGCUAAACCUCGUCCAUCUCCAGCUACGAUGGUGUUUUGAUCAACAUGCUGGCAGGCUAAACUGGUUUAUUAGAAAUCACUCCCUGCCCCCAAAAAGCACUUUUGGUUUAAAUGAAGUUUAACAUAAUAACUGCCUGGAUUGGUUGAGCUCAGAAUCUCAUUUACAUUUUUUCUGGCAAGUUAUCAGGGUAUUUUUACGUCACACGGCGAGGACAGAUUAACCAAGUUAAAGUAAUAUUUUCCUCUUUUGUAUCUGCAAAGGAUGCACUUGCCCAAAUAAGUUGGUUGCAAACAAAAACAUUAAGGGAAAUUUUAAAAGGUAACCAACCUAAAAUAAAUCUGAUUAUUUUUUAAGAUAAACUAUUAAAUAAGUAAUGCUCUUUCUGCUUAUAGUGAGUAAAUGGGUACUGUUUGCGUAGGACAAAAUCCACUUGUAGUUUUAUAUAUUUUAGCUUAAUGUAAGUACUGCAUUCCAAGCUUUCUAUGUAACUUGUUUAGCAACAUAGUCCUUUUAUUUUUAGUACUUGCUUAUUACCACGACUUCUGGAGGAAAGGGUGAAAAUGGAAAGAUUCAUUCUUACACUAUUUUUUAAAACACAAAUGAUCAUUGACGGGAUGAACUGUACAAAAAUAAAGAUGACAAACAGUCCGCUUGUACUUACAGUUCACCUGCAGUCAGUUACAGCAUUGUAAAGUUGACAGAUUUGUAUAUUGGUUGAUCCAAAGAGAUGACAUUACAACAAACCUAUUUACUUAUUGUACAGUACAAUUGUACCAUUUGACUUGUUAUGUGUUAUGUUAAAAUGAUUAAAAGACAAACCCACGGUUUUA